AUGGAAGUCGUCGAUGUCAAUAUGUAUUUGGACACAUCGAAAAGAGGAAUCGAGAAAUCUCCAAAAGUUGUUCACAAAUUCUCCACGAAUUGGGUUGAUUUACCGCCGGAAAUCAAGCUGCAUUGCAUCGGAGACAUGGAUUUCAGGACAAAGUAUAAUUUUUUUUUUUUUCCAUUUUUCCGGUCGUUUCAGAACAAGCCUAGGUAGCACGAGUCGAACCGAAAGCGCCCUCGUCGCUACAAAUCUUGCGAAACAACGGCAUCAUUUCCCAGAGCUCUGGAUCGGAAUCGACACGAAAACCGACGAUUACACUGUGAACACGACGAUUGACGGCGAGAAAUUGUCGAUUUCGACGAAUGGUCUUAGUUUCCUGACCAGAAACAACAAAACAACCGCCGAAAGCGUCAUCGCGUUUAUCGCGCGAGUUCUGAAGUACGGAGUGAUCGACCGGCUGAUUCUGGCGCAUCUUGGCAAGAAGGACACGUAUUUAAAGGCGUUGGAGGUGUUCGAGAAGUGUGCUCCGUUCAAAGUCUCGAACAUUACCUCGAACAGCGAUAACGAGGCGUCGAUGCUUUUCUUUCUCAAAAACUGCGAGGGACACGUCAACAAGAUCGAUCUAAUGGGCUUCGAAGGAUUCGUUGCGAACGAAAGCGCGUUUGAAGAGUACCAAGCGAUUCCACAGUUCCAAAAUGCGAAUCACAUCAAGAUUACUUCGGGAAGAACGUCUCUCCGUUCCUGGCGAUGA
Messenger RNA from Caenorhabditis sp. 36 PRJEB53466, 745 nucleotides. Lineage: Eukaryota; Metazoa; Nematoda; Chromadorea; Rhabditida; Rhabditidae. The record is from the annotation of a GenBank genome assembly.